Molecule: messenger RNA, 2113 nt
Organism: Thunnus maccoyii (southern bluefin tuna)
Lineage: Eukaryota; Metazoa; Chordata; Actinopteri; Scombriformes; Scombridae
Exons: 1
Coding region: 665-1468 (267 amino acids)
Source: RefSeq, a predicted model, not a curated record
CAGCUCGGCCCUUUCGGUACCGGCCCCCCUUGGGUCAAUCUUCCAUUUAUGAAAGGUUUUUGUGGUGGAGAGGGCCAAAGCAGAGUUUCACAGCUUCCUGGCUGCCGCCCCCCAGAUGACCACCUGUCCCCUGACACAGUUUUGCAAGGAAUGCUGUCACAGCUGUGUGUUGUCAGAGUGGAUGGAUAAAACACUGAAACUGGGUUAUUCUUUUCAGUUCUGCUGUGUUCCUCCUCUGUUCUCAGGCAUCAAGGAGAUAAAUCUAUCCUUCCAAGAGGAAAUAGAUUUUCUCUCUGAAGAAAUCCAGGGCCAGUUAUCGAAACAGGCUGUCUGGGUCUUUCCCACUCACAACAGACAGAAGGGAUUUUACUCCACAUACUUCUUGGUUCCCAAGAAGACAGGAGAUUUCAUACCCAUUGUAGAUCUUCACACUCUGAACCAAUGCAUCGCCAGAAAGAUGUUCCUCAUGCUGACCAUCAGGAGAUUGCUGGAAUCUAUUCAACCAGCUGGUUCACCGCCAUCGACCUGAAAGAUGUGUAUUUUCAUAUCGAGGUGGUGCCAAAACACAGGAAGUUCCUGCUUUUUGCCUUCCAGGGCAUAGCCUACAAGUGCAACAGGCUACCGUUCGGCUACUCCCUGGCUCCCGGCACCGGACCUCAUUGUCAUGGCCAGGUCCAGAGAAUGGGCCAUUUUCCACACUGCCAGAUUGGUGCUGCACCUAACUCAGAUAGACUUUGCCAUCAACUGGAAGAAGAGUGCCCCCCAGCCAUGCCAGCAUGUGCAAUAUCUAGGGGUUGUGCUUGAUUCGGCCAGGCUGUGGGCUGCUCUGUCGGAACACAGACGGACAGCAGUCCCAGUCCUCAGACUGCAGUGGGGAGUGGCACUGACAGUUUUGACUGUCAUGCAGGAAUAUGGGCUCAUGGUAGCAGGCCAUCCAAAUGUUCCAUUGGGGCUUCUGCACAUGUUCCGCCUGCAACGGUGGUUAGCCAGCCUGCGCUUGGAUCCACAGAGGCACAAGCAUCACUUGGUGAACGUCCCCCUAUCAGUGCAGGAGGACCUGCACUACUGGGGGUCCCCGCAGCAUCUGUUCGCAGACACACCGUUAGGCCAAAUGACUUCCUGCAUAGCAGUGUUCACAGAUGCAUCCCUGACAGGGUGUGGGGGGGCACCUGUCUGGGGAGAGGUGGUGUGUGGCCUUCAGGGGAAAACCAACACAUCAACCUCCUCGAACUUCAGGUGGUGCUCCUGGUUCUCUAACACUUCCUGUCUCUGGUUCAGGGGAGACAUGGAGACACGACAACCGCACCACAGUCACCUACAUCAACAGGCAGGGUGGAGUCAGGUCCGCAGCCCUGUUGAAGAUAGUGGAGAACCUGUUGGUGGGGGCCUCAGAACACCUUCUAUCUCUGAGAGCCCUCCAUGUUCGGGGUCUGGAGAACAGGGGCGCCAACCUCAUGUCGAGGGAUAGCCCUUUGCCAGACGAGUGGGUGCUGCAUCCCAGGUUGGUGUAGCAGAUUAGGAACUGGUUCGGGAGAGUGGACCUGUUCGCCAGUCAAAACAACACCCACUGCCCACUCUUGUUCUCCCUGACGCUGCACGAUAAUCCACCCUUGGGGGUGAAUGCAUUUGCACACAUGCCAGGGCCAAGAAUGCUGCUUUACGCCUUUCCCCCUCUUUGUCUCAUUCCCCUGUUGAUUAAAACAGGUAAAAAUACUGGAUAAAGCAGUUUCACGUGAAGAAAAAAAAAAUCAGUGUUCCUCCGACGCUGUUCGGCAGGCACAGGAUGUACAGGAGGGGCUGUUAGCCAAGCUGCUGCUAACGUUUGCUCAGAUUGUUUCUCUGAUGCAUGUUUUUACUGUGAGCCAAAUUAUCCGCAGCGGUCUCCUCCUCUCCAAACCAAACAUACAUGUGGAAUAAAACUCGUAAAGACACUGAAUAAAGCAGAUUCACAUAAAAAAACUUGUUUCUACGAUGAUGUUUGGUGGGCACAGGACGUCUGGGAGGGGCUGCUAGUCAAGCUGCAGCAAAUGUUUGCUUGGCUUGUUUCUCUGAUAACUUAAGAUCCAGACGUCCGAUGACUAAAAUCCUUCAUCAGGUUCAAAGACAUAGUUAA